AGUUUUAACUUAAAACAUCUUUAACGAUGAAACUCCUUUCUGUAUUUUCUCAUAUUCAGAGCAGCACAACAAAAAUUUGUAUUAAACUCUCAGUUUUAAUUGAGACUUCAUGCACACAACAUGUUGAAUAUGUCAAAUAAAAUUACAGACAUUGAUAUUCGAGGGAAACAGUCAUUGGAACUUUUUAAAAGUUGGCUAGCUAAGCAUCGUUUCUUAAAAUAUACAGGAACUGAUAGCAUCGAUGACCUUUUGAUGUUUUAUUUGAGAGUCAAAAAAUUCUCAAUGCAGAAAACUUUUGAGAGCUUUGAAUUUACAAUUCCAUUUAUCCAUUCUCAUCCAGAUUGGUUCUUAAAUCCAGGUCCAGCUGAUUAUGAAUUCACAGACAAAGCAAAUUCACCUUUAAUAUUUUUGAAAAAUCUCGAUUCUGAAAAAAGAAGAAUUUACAUCUAUAAGAUGAAGAACUUUGAAAAUUUUGAUAAUAUUGAAUUUUUGCGUAGAUAUUUCUUGACUCCACUGCUUUGCAUGUUUGACAUGGAUGUACAACUUAAUGGUGUUGUAGUUGUUGUGGACUUUAGUGAUGUGAAUUUAGGAAAAGUAAGGAAAAUUCCUAUUCAACAGAUCUACGAUGCAAUGAAAUUGAGCAAAUACGGUUUGGUACGACUCCAACAAUUAAAUAUUAUCGGAUUUCCUUCGUUCCUCAAACCAAUUUUUGAAUUUGCAAAGAUAUUUACUUCAGCAAAAAUUCUUGGGAGAAUGAAUUUUAUUAAUGAUGUGACGGAGCUUACGAAGCAUAUGGAUGUGUCUGUGCUACCUAAGGAAUAUGGAGGAUCUUCAGUUGAAUUCCAAGAUUAUGAAGCAUUUAAGUUUGGAAUAGCUUAUAUGAAUAAAAUUCACAAAUUUGAUGUGAACUUCAGCAAAAUUCAAGAAUAUGAAAAUGUUGGAAGUUUCAGGAAGCUAGAAAUUGACUGAAAUUGUUAGGAAUCUUUAAUUAUGGACAUAUUAAUUGUAUAAAGUCAUGAAGAUUGUUUCAAAUGUGUAAUAAAUUAUUGAAAAUUAUUUCAAUAAAGUGCUAAGUCAUCAAAUAAUGUCAUUUGUUACUAAUCGAAAUUUAUGUCGAAAUUUUGGUCUGGAAUGCUUGAAUUUUUCUUAUUAAAGCUUUUCACCAUCAUGCUGUUUUCUCCUUAAUGAGGUUUACAAAUCCUUAUUGUAUUUUCUCAUAUUCUCUUUCCGAACGCUCUUCUUUG
Molecule: messenger RNA, 1244 nt
Organism: Chironomus riparius
Lineage: Eukaryota; Metazoa; Arthropoda; Insecta; Diptera; Chironomidae
Source: the annotation of a GenBank genome assembly